Molecule: messenger RNA, 1247 nt
Organism: Saccoglossus kowalevskii
Lineage: Eukaryota; Metazoa; Hemichordata; Enteropneusta; Harrimaniidae
Product: cyclin-dependent kinase 14-like
Biological process (GO): protein phosphorylation
Cellular component (GO): nucleus; cytoplasm
Molecular function (GO): ATP binding; cyclin-dependent protein serine/threonine kinase activity
Source: RefSeq, a predicted model, not a curated record
CAGGUACCAUCCCAACUAUCACCAUGACAUCAUCAUCCUCUUCACCAUCUCCCAUAACCAAUCAUCAUGUGAGGUUUUCCGAACCAUCCCCAAAAGAUGAGACGUUUAAUGGGCAUGCCGUGGUGAAGCGACACUCCUCAUACAGUGACGCCAUUGAAACGAGUCACAGGAAUAGCAUAGAUGAAGUAUUUACAGAAACGAAAAGCAAAGCCGACAAAGCUUGGGUUCGAAGAAGACAUAGAAGCCUUAUCUUGGGUAGUGAGUCACCAUUUGGGAAAGCGGAUGCUUAUCAGAAGUUGAAUCAGUUGGGAGAAGGUUCCUAUGCAACAGUUUAUAAAGGAUACAGCAAUGUUAAUAAAAAGAUUGUGGCAUUGAAAGAGAUACGCUUGCAGGAAGAAGAAGGUGCACCAUUUACGGCGAUACGGGAAGCAUCGCUAUUAAAGGCUCUGAAACAUGCUAAUAUUGUGACGUUACACGAUAUUAUUCACACCAAAACAACACUAACAUUUGUGUUUGAAUAUGUGCACACCGAUCUAAGUCUGUACCUAGACAAGCAUAGCGGUGGAUUGAAUCCCCACAACGUGUGUUUAUUUUUAUUUCAAUUAUUACGAGGUUUAUCAUACAUCCACGAGAGAAGGAUAUUACACAGAGACUUAAAACCACAGAAUUUAUUGAUUAGUGAAGUUGGUGAACUCAAAUUAGCAGAUUUUGGUUUAGCGAGAGCCAAGUCCAUACCUAGCAGAACAUAUUCACAUGAAGUUGUGACACUAUGGUAUCGACCUCCAGAUGUGUUAUUAGGAUCAACUAACUAUUCUACCCAGCUUGAUAUGUGGGGUGUUGGGUGUAUUUUUAUUGAAAUGCUACAAGGAUAUGCUGCAUUCCCAGGAAUGAAAGAUACAUAUGACCAGUUAGAUCGGAUAUUUAGGGUACUUGGUACACCCACGGAGUACACAUGGCCUGGGAUAACCUCACUACCACAUUAUAAACAUGACUUAUUUCCAAUGUAUCAUUCACAGAGGUUAUCAACAAUUACACCAAGAUUAUUAACCAACAUUCACGCCAAUGACUUGGCGGCACAUUUUUUACAGUUAAUGCCAGCGCGGCGGAUAUCAGCACUUGAUGCAAUGAGGCACCCAUAUUUCGCAGGAUUAUUACCAAAGAUACAUGAUUUACCUGACUUGGCUUCCAUAUUCUGUGUACCCGGUGUGAAGCUUCAACUUGAGCUAAAUGAGACAAGGAGAGCAUAG